Messenger RNA from Spodoptera exigua (beet armyworm), 1785 nucleotides. The record is from the annotation of a GenBank genome assembly. Lineage: Eukaryota; Metazoa; Arthropoda; Insecta; Lepidoptera; Noctuidae.
AUGUCACGGUUGCAAGAAACGAGGUGCGCCUGCGACUGUGAAAGAAAGUUGAUGACGCACACUAACGCACAAAUGAUAGUGUGGCGCAGCAGCAGGGUGGCGGCGUCCAAGUAUGGCGGUGGAGGGCUCUCACUGGGCUCCGGCGUCGCGGUGAGACGCGGCAUGAAGUGCGCCGGCGUGGCGGGCGCCAGCGGCGACGAGCUGUUGCUCGGCAGCUGCUGGCUGGACCCCAAGCUCGAUAACUCUUCCCCCCCGCCCACCUGCCACGAACUUCUCGAUUCUCUCCUGGCCCCUACACCCCUUGCAGAACUGAAGCCUCUCCCUCCCUUUACUGGCUACACCGGCCACUUAUCUAUCAACGGCAUCUCUGGACACCACUACCACGCUAUCGCGCAACGUCUUCCAGAAGAAAACAACAAUUAUCCGACGCAGAGCGGCUAUGGCGCCGACCAUGAUGUCGUAUCCUCGUCUACCUGCGCAGCUGACGCAGAGCCCCCUGACUUAGAGGACGUCAAGCCAUUCCUCGAUGCGCCAGACACCAAGCCCUUCGCUGACACCUCCGCUGCGGAUUCCUGCGCCGCCUCGUGCUCCCCACCCGCUAAGCUUUUUGAGGAUGGGCACAAGCAGGACAUGUACGAUAUCAGCUCAAUUGAAGAUAUCGCAGCGAUCAUUGGCUCAGCUAUCGCCGACACGACUGUACCUUCGCAACCAGAGGACCCUGAGAGAAAUGAUUCCAGGGACAGUUGGAUGGACAUCGAUGCUUGGAUCUCUGGCGCGUGCACACAACCUGGUGACAAAAUAGUGCAACAAGAUCUUGCUGAGUUUGGUUUGCCUAAUUCACCACCUUCUGGUCAAAACCAUCAUUCCAGUCUUGAUUACCCUUGCAAAAAUCAGGAAUUUUCAAAAAGUACUGAGUUUCUUCAGAAGAAUUUAGGACAAGCUGGAUCGACAUUGCAGUCUUUGUUGACACAUGGCUACAUGCCACUGCUACAAAAUCGGCUGCAAAAUGGCCCCCCGGUGAAACAGGAGGCGCCGAGCUCCACAAGUUACGGAAUGGACGUGAUAUCAACAUCAUCUCCGCCCGGCAAUGCUGUCUCUACGACUGAUGGUGUUGGUGGGUUACUAAACGGCCGAUACGCACCACAUUAUGCGCUCGGUCUCAAACCAGACGGCCUUUGCAGUCCAGAAAGACUUUUAGGCUACCCGCAUGCUCACACUACUACUUCUACGCCAGCAAGUAAAAGCAAGAGGAGUCGAGCUAAGGCGAAACAGGCGAAUAGUGGCAACAUGCACGGGAGCUCACUCGCUUGGUCCCCUAAAGCGUCCAGACAUGACCUAUCAACGUUCAUGAACCAUAACCUUGACCAGGCGACCUUAAACGUGGUGUCCGGAAGCUGCACGGUGGGACGGGGCCCAAUGCGGCCCGGCUGCGGCCCGGCCCGUGAAAGUGUGCCGGUGACCCCGAUACCAAGCACUGCAUCCGCGACGCAGCUGAACUAUGACGGGGCCUUACUCCGCCCGUGGUGGGGUGCUCAGGGAAAUGUGAUGGUAGGUGGAUCGCUGUCCAGAGCAGCCCCUUCAGUGGGGACCCAGGUGAGAGGUACCCAGGAGCUGAAGGUGGAACCGGUGCAGCAGCUGGGAGUCAGGCGUGGUGCAGUCAACUCGAGAGCAGCAGCAGCCGGAGGAAGGCGCAAGGGAGGUGCGGGGCGACACUGGUGUGUUGCUUACAAGCAGCGGGCGUUGUGUGCGGCGCCGGCAGGGGGCGCCACUUGUGUGGUGCACUAA